AUUCCCAUCACCUACCCACAGGCCUGACCCUACAUCUAAUAAUCCCUUUAACCUAAUCCUAGCCGUCCAUUUAUAAAACUAUUUAUGGCCACAUGAUCAGGCAACAUCCAACGGCUUAAGGCAAAAUUGCCAGAACCUUCUCACCAUCCAACCCCCCUCUAUAUCUCACUGUCUCCCCCUCUUUUCAAUUCUCCACUCUUAGCUUGUGCUUAGCUCGUGCCUGUCUUGCGCUAGGGUUUGAAUUUCUCAUUUCCAGUGUCUCUAAGCUCAGAAUCGCAGAAGGAAAAAUGACCAAGAACUACCCGAAAGUUAGUGAAGAAUACCAGAAGGCCGUUGAUAAGGCCAAGAAGAAGCUUAGAGGUUUCAUCGCUGAAAAGAAAUGCGCUCCUCUCAUGCUCCGUAUCGCAUGGCACUCAGCUGGAACAUACGACGUGAAGACCAAGACUGGAGGUCCAUUUGGAACCAUGAGGCACGCGUCGGAGCUGGCCCAUGCUGCUAACAAUGGGCUAGAUAUUGCCGUUAGACUCCUUGAGCCCAUCAAGCAACAGUUCCCUAGCCUCUCCUAUGCUGACUUCUAUCAGCUUGCUGGUGUUGUUGCUGUUGAGAUUACUGGUGGGCCUGAGAUCCCAUUCCACCCUGGAAGAGAGGACAAGCCUGAACCACCUCCAGAAGGUCGUCUGCCUGAUGCUACCAAAGGUUCUGAUCACUUGAGGGAUGUCUUUGCCAAAACCAUGGGUCUCAGUGACAAGGAUAUUGUUGCUCUCUCUGGGGGCCACACCCUGGGAAGGUGCCACAAGGAGCGCUCUGGUUUUGAAGGUCCCUGGACUACGAACCCACUCAUCUUUGACAACUCCUACUUCACGGAGCUAUUGACCGGAGAGAAAGAAGGCCUUCUACAAUUGCCAAGUGACAAGGCUCUUAUUGCUGAUCCCGUCUUCCGCCAAUAUGUUGAAAAAUAUGCUGCUGAUGAAGAUGCAUUCUUUGUUGAUUAUGCUGAGGCCCAUUUGAAGCUCUCAGAGCUGGGAUUUGCUGAGGCCUAAGCCUUUGUUUGUAUGUAGAGGAUGGUGCCGACAACCUGCAUGCCUUUUAGUUCUUAUGUGUUUCUUGUAACUGGGGAAGUUUGGUUUUAGGCAGUGGGUUGGUUGAUGGAAUGCUGGUCUUUGCUUCUUUUGUUGCAUAUGGUGAUGGAUUGAAAGUUGGAUAGCAUGUUUGGUACUCCUUUAUGAUAAAAUAAUAGAAGCUUAUGAAAUUAUGCAUGUAA
Molecule: messenger RNA, 1261 nt
Organism: Hevea brasiliensis (rubber tree)
Lineage: Eukaryota; Viridiplantae; Streptophyta; Magnoliopsida; Malpighiales; Euphorbiaceae
Product: L-ascorbate peroxidase, cytosolic
Exons: 10
Coding region: 288-1040 (250 amino acids)
Biological process (GO): cellular response to oxidative stress; hydrogen peroxide catabolic process; response to reactive oxygen species
Molecular function (GO): peroxidase activity; heme binding
Source: RefSeq, a predicted model, not a curated record